CACACACACACACACACACACACACACUACACACACUAACACACACACCGACCCUGAUUGAACUGCCACCGCUGCUGCUGCUGCCGUCUCCUCUCAUCCCGUCUCCCUUCCCAAACACCCGACUCUCGUCUCACGGUGGCAUAAUAAUACUUGCGUGCCCCAUGCGGGUGCGUGCGUGUGUGUGUGUGCGCGCGCGCGGCAGCAGCAGCAGCAGCAGGAGUGUGUGUGGUUCGUUUCGUGUCGGACCGUCGUGCGAUGCCAUUUCUGCCCCAGGAGGCUGAGCGAAUCGAUGGGCUGUCUCUGCUCUACUGGACGAUCAUGGGGCCACACGGCAUCAGCCGAGCCGUGCAGAGACUGGAGUUCAGCGACUGCAAGAAGGGACUCGGUGUGAAAAUAAUCGGCGGCUACAGAGAGUUCACGGGGGAAGAGUUCGGCAUCUACAUCAAGCGGGUGAUCGCCGGCGGGCUGGCCGCUCUGGACGGCCGGCUUAAGUCAGGCGACCUGAUUUUGGAUGUCAACAAUAUUAGCCUGGUAGGAGUGACCAAUGAAAGGGCGGUGGAAAUCCUCCGGACGGCCUCAUUCUCCAAUCACAUGUGUCUGCUGGUCGCCAGGGACGACGAAUCCAGGAGGGAGUUUGCUGAGUUGAUGGAGAAGUACGGCUCCAAUCACAUCACGGCUUCAGGACGGAUCUCCCCCAUCCAGCUCUCCACAGGCAAGCCGACAGACACAGCCUCCUCCUCCUCUUCCUCCAGAUCCGAGAGCCCGCAGCUCCUCAGUCCGAAGGAGGGGGUCACCACCUACGCUCAGGCCCCCCCCUACACCCCCAACCCCCCCUACGCCGCCUGUCCGUACACCGUGCACACGCCCACGCCGCACGUCUUCAGUGACAGUGUCAUUCAGUUGAUAUGUGUCUCCAAGGGAACAGGCCUCGGGCUCGUCAUCAAGGGCGGAGCCAACCGCGCCGAAGGACCAAUGGUGUUCAUCCAGGAAAUCGUGUCGGGAGGCGACUGCCAGAAGGACGGCAGGCUGCAGGUCGGGGACCAGCUGGUGUCCAUCAACAAGGAGUCUCUGAUCGGGGUGACGUACGAGGAGGCCAGGAGCAUCCUGACGCGCACCAAACUCAGACCAGACCCCACGGUGGAGAUCGCCUUCAUCAGGCGCAGGUCGUCCUCCAGCUCCAGCAGCGGGCCCCAGAGCCCCAUCUCCAACCAGGGGCCGAGCGGAGGCACCGCGGCCCAGACGAGGGCCCCGGCUCCAGGCGGCCUGCCUCCUCAGCCGGCCCUGAUCACUAAGAUCACCUCCAGCCGCAACCCGGCCAGCGAGACGCUGCCGACCGUCAACGUCAGCCAGGUUCGAGUGGCUGCAGCCAGAACGGAGCAGGCGUGUGUUUCCGCCCCGCCAGAGAGCGACAGCAACCCUGAUCCAAACCCCGACCCCCCCUCCUCCAGCCAGCCUGCCAGCAGUCAGCCCCCCCGCAGGAAAAGCUCCCUCAGCACCAGCUGUCGCCUCAAACUGGAGAGGCUGGAGCAGGCUCUGGACAUGCUGGGCUUGAAGCCCACAGAGGCUCAGCGACAGACGCUGAGGUCCCGACUACAGACAGAUCCAGCUGGGACUGUGGCCUACACAGAUUUCGAGAGCCUGACCCGGGAGCUGUUCAAACUGCAGCUGGAGGAGCUGGCCGUCACCCAGCCGGGCUCCAGGUUCACGUCGGAUGACUUGUCCAGUUUGCUGGAGUCGCCCACCGACCCUCGGCCGUCACUGUCGGACUCUGAUGACCUGGAGGAAAUGGAGAGACUGAGGAAGGAGCACAUCGAGGCUCUGAGGGAGAUCAAGAGGCUGCAGGAGCAGCUGGCUGAGUCGCAGAGAGCUCAGCAUCAGAUGGAGGAGGAGCUCAGCAAAGUCAAGCAGGAGGUGAAGGCCGGCGCCGAGGAGAGCCGGGCCCUGCGGAGCCGCAUCCAGCUGGCCGAGGCGGCGCAGAAGCAGGCGCGGGGGAUGGAGAUGGACUACGAGGAGGUAAUCCACCUCCUGGAGGCCGAGAUCGCCGAGCUGAAGACGCAGAGGGCGGAGCCGCCGGCCCAGGCCAAGGAGGAGACGGAGGAGCUGAAGAAGAGGGUGGCCGUGCUCGAGUGUCAACUACGGAAGAGCGAAGGGGCCAAAAAGGCCUUUGAGAUCUCCACGGGGAAGCUGCUUCACUUUGUGGAGAGCGUUCACGAGUUCCUGCUGGAGGCCCACGGCCCCCCGAAGAGCUUCAGCUCUGGAGAUGUUAAAGUCGGCGUCCCGUCCCCGGGCCUCGUCCCGCGCUACAAGAAGAGCCCCUGGACGGCGGCCACCCUCGCCCAGGAGGCGAAGGAGCUCACCAGGACGGUCCGAGCCAUCCUGGAGGUCGACUUGCUGACCUUCUAGACGACCCGGCUGUCAGACAGCAAAGUGGGCAGGGCUCUGAGCGUCUGCAGCGGCUCCUGGCAGACGUCAGCAGGACAGCCAGCAGCCGACCGUCCCGAGCUGUGAACCCCAACAGCGUCCUCCUCCCCACCGACUCCCGUCUCCGUGGUGUUUUCCUCGUUGUGGACUCAUGUCUUUGGAUCUGCAUGAAACGCUGUUUUUUUUUUUUUUUUUCUGUGUGAAGCAGCCGAUCUUCUCUUCUUUAUGCAAUAAACACCGAACUCAGGCUGUGCUCGGGCUCCUCAGCAGCCUUCUUCCACUCUGUUAACCCGUGUAUUAACCUGUCGGAAAGUGAUGCAUAAGUUUGUUUUGUGAAAGACAAAACAGAGUCAUAGGUUGACGUAGUUUUACUGUGUGACGCCUGAAGCUGCAGCACUGAUGCAGGAGAGAUGCAUGACGGUGUUUCUUUCACCGGCUGCCACUCUCCGCACAAAAUAUCCAAAUUCGAGUGUGCACCAGUUUGUGGACGUAUAUUCUGAUCAUUUAUGGGGGAUAUUUUCAUCCCUGCAUCCCUGAAUCUGCAGCACUUUUUAAGAGGUUAAUCCACGGUUAAUCCACCAGAAGAAGACUGCUGUGAGGUUGAAGGACUGCACUGACUUUUUGGGAGUUCUUCCUGUUGGUCACGUCGCCCCGUCUGCGAUGAGAGGGUUGAUGCUAAAAUAAUUUGUCGCAUCUAAAGCAUCUAAACCUGUCAGGCUUAUUAAGGAGCUACAGAAC
Molecule: messenger RNA, 3159 nt
Organism: Myripristis murdjan (pinecone soldierfish)
Lineage: Eukaryota; Metazoa; Chordata; Actinopteri; Holocentriformes; Holocentridae
Gene: stxbp4
Product: syntaxin binding protein 4
Exons: 21
Coding region: 256-2403 (715 amino acids)
Biological process (GO): regulation of insulin secretion involved in cellular response to glucose stimulus; insulin receptor signaling pathway
Cellular component (GO): cytoplasmic vesicle
Molecular function (GO): syntaxin binding
Source: RefSeq, a predicted model, not a curated record